UUUUACCCCCCAAUAGACUGGCUGGUUGGGUCAUCUUUACCUUCAAGGUUCAGUCCAGACAUUAUUGAAGCAGUCCUAAAUGAGCUCACACCACAAAAUGUCAGAAUCUUUUGGGUUUCAACAAAAUUUGACGGUCAUACAGAUUCAAUGGAGCCUUGGUAUGGAACUGCAUAUUCAGUAGAGAAAAUAACAAGCUCCAUGAUUGAGCAAUGGAUGGAGAAGGCUCCUGAUGGAAAUUUGCAUCUACCUGUACCUAAUAUGUUUGUUCCUACCGAUUUGUCCAUUAAAACUGUCUUGAACAAGAUGAGUUUUCCAGUGCUGUUAAGGAAAUCCCCUUAUUCAAGGUUAUGGUACAAGCCGGAUACAUUAUUCUCCAUGCCAAAGGGAUACAUUAUAAUAGAUUUCAGCUGUCCCCAAUCUAGAAGUUCUCCUGAAUCAAUUGUUCUUACCUCCAUUUUCAUACGGCUGCUGAUGGACUAUCUAAAUGAAUAUGCCUACUAUGCCGAGAUUGCCGGUCUCGGUUAUUGGAUAAGUAGUCACUAUAAUGGUUUCCAGGUGACUGUGACUGGAUAUAAUCAUAAAAUGAGGGUCUUAGUGGAAAAAGUUAUUGAUAAGAUUACCAAUUUCAAAGUUGAACCUGACAGAUUCUUUGUUAUCAAGGAAUUGUUCAUAAAGCAAUAUCAAAAUUUCAAGUUUCAACAGCCAUACGAGCAAGCGUUGUACUACUGUUCAUUAAUACUUCGGGAACACGCAUGGUCAUGGAAAGAUGAACUUGAAGUCCUUCCUAAUCUUGAAGUUGAUGACCUUGUUAAGUUUUAUCCUCUGCUGCUAUCAAGGACGUUUCUGGAGUGCUACAUAGCAGGAAACAUCGACUCAAAGGAAGCAGUCUCAAUGAUCCAGCACAUUGAAGAUGCCUUUUACAAGGGUGCCCAGCCUCUAUCUCGGGCCCUAUUUGCGUCUGAGCAUCCGUCAAGUAGAAUUAUAAAGCUUGAAGAGAGCAAGAAUUACUUCUACGCUACAGAGGGCCUAAAUACGUCUGACGAAAAUUCUGCUCUUGUCCAUUACAUUCAGACGCAUCCAGAUGAAUACAUCAAAAAUGUAAAACGGCAACUAUUUGUUCUCAUAGCUAAGCAACCAGCUUUCGACCAGCUUAGAUCUGUUGAGCAGCUUGGUUAUAUUACAUCACUUUCGCGGACGAGUGAUGCUGGUGUUUGCGGAAUGCAGCUUAUAGUUCAAUCGUCAGUCAAGGAUCCAAGAUAUAUCGAGUUGCGAUUCCAGGCAUUUCUCAAGAUGUUGGAAAGUCAGCUUCAUGACAUGCCAGAUGAUGAGUUUAAGAGAAAAGUCAAUGCUCUUAUUGAUAUUAAGCUCGAGAAGUUUAAAAACUUAUCAGAGGAAACCAAUUUUUUCUGGUGGGAAAUUUCUGGUGGCACACUCAGAUUUGAUAGAAUUGAAAAUGAGGUUGCAGCACUGAAGCUGAUAACCAAAACAGACCUGGUCGAUUUCUUUAACGAAUAUGUGAACGUUGGCGCUCCUAAAAGAAAGUCAUUAAGCUUACAAGUCUUUGGAAGCUCACAUUCUUCUGAAUUCAAGGCGGAGAAAGUUGAUCCUGUUGAACCUAACGUCGUCCAGAUUGAAGAUAUUUUCUCUUUCAGGAGAUCUCGCCCUCUCUACCCUUCAUUUAGGGGAGACAUUAGCCGUUUGAAAGCUCAUGAUGCUGAGCACCAGUGAGACUAACAGUACAGGAAAAUACAAGCCAAGAAAUGGAGGUUUACAGUUAAAUGGUUACUUAACACUAUUCUGAAGCGACUUUUUUCACAAUAUACAUAGUUACAUACUGUUAGUGAUUGUACAGUAGAAACAUAAACUGUUAAGGAAGUGAAACUAGCAGUUGCUGCCUUCUUAUUUGUGGUUCUAAAAAGAAUAUUUAGCUUGGUAUAUUCCUGCU
Nicotiana tabacum (common tobacco) is the source of this 1945-nucleotide messenger RNA. Lineage: Eukaryota; Viridiplantae; Streptophyta; Magnoliopsida; Solanales; Solanaceae. The record is from RefSeq and is a predicted model, not a curated record.